AAAGGAAUAUCCCCGCACUUUUAAACUGGCUCGUCAUCAUUUAUGAAAAAAAAAACAAAAGAAAGCUGACGAGUCAUUGUCAAACACAGUUGAAUGUGUCUGUGGGUGUGUGUACAUGUGGGUGUAUUUAUGACGUUUAGGAACUUACAAAGUGAGUGGUUUCACUUGUGAGCGCUUCAGACUCUGUGUAGACGCAGCUCACUAGAGAAGAUCUGUAUUCUCAGCAUCUGUCAGAGAAGCGUGUGUGAAGUGUGUAAGACAGACGUGUGGUGGAGGAUGAAGCUGCUCUGUGGACUGAUCCUGGCUGGGGCUGUCCUCGUUCUGGCUGCAGGACACAGUGCUGUGGAAUCUGGAUGUCUGGACUUUGACAUCAAGGAGCAAGAUGUGUGCUGCACAAAGUGUAAACCAGGAAACCGUCUUGUGAAAACCUGUGGUUCAGAUCCAAAAUCUCUAUGUACUCCCUGUGCAAAAGGCAAAUUUACCACCAAACCCAUCCAGUGGAUGUGUGAUAACUGUCGUCAAUGUAGUUCAGAUAAAAUGCGAGUCAAGGUGAAUUGCACCGCCAGCAGUGACACAGUUUGUGAGUGUAUCCCGGGAUAUCGAUGUGCAAAUGAGAAAUGCCUUCGCUGCAUUAAAGAGUCUACUACAGAACAGCAGCCCAAUUCAACAAGAACCAAACCAACAGCGUUACCAGCACGUGAUGCAGAAAGCCAGAUCACUGCUAUUCUUAUCAUCUUCGCGCUCAUCUGCUUAGUGAUACCUGUUGCUAUGAUCCUCUUCCUGGAGUGGAGAAGAAGAAAGGCUAUUCAUAAAACCCAUGUCGAAAAGGAAACUCUUGAAGCAGGAGGACAGACUCAAACAUCUCUUCUUGAUGAGCCCAGCUUCUGUUUUCCUCAGCAGGAACGCGGCGGCAGCAGUCAGAGUUCGACGUCCUCGCUAAUCUCGCAGGAUAGCAGACCUUUGGAAGCAUGAACUUGUGCGGUGUAGCAAGCUGAACAUAAUGAGCAUUCAUUUGUAGUUAUAUGCAGAUAUGUAUAAUGUCUAUGUAAUGUGUAAUUUAUUUACUGUUUUGUUUUCUGGAAUCUUGUCAUUCAAAAUGUAUUCAUGAUGUUUGUGACUUUUUGUUGCCAUUAAAGCAGCUGAAGUAUUUAA
Messenger RNA from Carassius auratus (goldfish), 1152 nucleotides. RefSeq names its product tumor necrosis factor receptor superfamily, member 9b (gene tnfrsf9b). The transcript is spliced from 6 exons. Lineage: Eukaryota; Metazoa; Chordata; Actinopteri; Cypriniformes; Cyprinidae. The coding region runs from base 277 to 972 and encodes 231 amino acids. Gene Ontology annotation, biological process: regulation of cell population proliferation. The record is from RefSeq and is a predicted model, not a curated record. Gene Ontology annotation, molecular function: signaling receptor activity; protein binding.